GGGAGCUGCUCUUUGCUUUCCAAGGGAUUUGUGGCUUAAUUUUGACAAAAAAUGUUCUGAUGGAGGACUGUCUUGUUUUCCAAAUGAUCACAGAGGAUGGGAAUGUUACUCUGCGCCAGCAAGUGUUGCAUCUUGCAGUGUUGGGCACCCUUUACCAAAAACUGCAGGAAUUCAUUGAGUACAACAGUCUGGACGGAUCAUCCCUUUUCCUCAGCGCCUUAGCAGCUGCCCUUCGAGAACAGUUGUCCAGUUUCUUGUUACUGCUGUCCUAUCUUGAGCGCCAAAUCAAUGGGCUUUAUAGUCGGCCUAGUUUGAUCCAACUAAGGGUGGAGACCCUAGGAGCUAAACAACUUCUAACUUGGCUAGUGACUGCUUCAGAGGCUUGCAGAUUUCGGCUUGGCUGCAAUGUGUUGUCAACCCUAUACACUCUGUUGUGCAGUGGAAAUCCACAGGCUCACUGCAGCCUUGCUCCUAUCUUUUUGAGAGUGUCGGAAGUGUUCUACAAACUAAUGAAAGAGUGGUUUACUACGACCAAAGUGACGGACCCAUAUGAAGAGUUUUUCAUUGGGGUUGACAUUUCUAAGCCAUUCCUCAACCCUGAAUACUGCGUUGUUCGCGAACUGAUGGUACCCCAAUUCUUAACAACUGCUCAGGUUGAACGGAUUGCAAAAAUUGGAAAGAAUUAUGCUGUGCUGAAGGGAAUACUAGUGCACAAAAGACCCUUAGCAGAUAUGCACAUCGGACUUGAUGAAGUGAUCUCUGUCAUUACAAAAGAUGCCCAUAUUGGGUUGAAUGCUUGGGGUGUUGAUGGUGAAAUGCACAUUUUUCUGCUUGAGCUUGAAAAAGAAGUAUCAAAGGAGCUUGUUUUUGCUUUGCUAACCAAAGGCAAACUUUCUCUGCACCUUGAAAUCCUGACUGGUUUCUUCCUGCUGAGGCAAAAUGGAUUUGCAGCACAUCUUACUGACAAUAUUUUUGAUGUGCUGAGUGUUUCCGCUCCACUGGUGAGCAAGCAAAAUCUCACAGAAAAAUUCCGCAUGGCCAUCAACAACACUCAUAGCUUUGAGCAAGAAGAUAUUAAACUGGAGGAGAAACUAAACAUACACUUUGAUCCUCAACCAGAGCAUGAUUUGGCCUGGGACUCGUUUGAAAUCUCAUACGAAGUAGAAAAUGAUAAUCCAGUAACUUUGGUGUGGUCAUAAAUAUUUUAAUU
Molecule: messenger RNA, 1210 nt
Organism: Neocloeon triangulifer
Lineage: Eukaryota; Metazoa; Arthropoda; Insecta; Ephemeroptera; Baetidae
Exons: 6
Coding region: 60-1199 (379 amino acids)
Biological process (GO): mitotic cell cycle; microtubule nucleation; meiotic cell cycle
Cellular component (GO): equatorial microtubule organizing center; gamma-tubulin small complex; centrosome
Molecular function (GO): gamma-tubulin binding; microtubule minus-end binding
Source: RefSeq, a predicted model, not a curated record